Molecule: messenger RNA, 468 nt
Organism: Triticum turgidum subsp. durum (durum wheat)
Lineage: Eukaryota; Viridiplantae; Streptophyta; Magnoliopsida; Poales; Poaceae
Source: the annotation of a GenBank genome assembly
AUGUCGGCGACGGCCAUCCGCUCCGGCGAGCUCCUCGCGUUUCCCGCCGCGCUGAGGCGUGGCCCGCCCGUGGCUUCUGCCUCGGUGGUCGCGUUCCGGUUGAGGGCGCCAGUGGCCGGGCGCGUGGCGGUCAGGGUUGUCGCGGCAGCGGCAGAGGGGGCUGGGGCGGAGGCGGAGGCGGAGGCGGAAGGGAAGCCGAAGCCGAAGAAGAAGAGGGCAGCGAGCGGGAUCAUGAAGCCUAAGCCGAUUUCUCCGGAGCUAAGGGAGUUUGUCGGAGGCGCGGCGGAGCUGCCCCGGACAGAGGCGCUCAAGAUCAUCUGGGCGCACAUCAAGGGAAACAACCUCCAGGAUCCCGAGAACAAGAAGAUAAUAGUCUGCGACGAGAAACUGAAGAAGAUAUUUGGUGGGCGUGAGCGUGUUGGAUUUCUUGAGAUCUCUGGGCUCCUCAAUCCUCAUUUCCAGAAAUAA